UUGAGAAGCACUGGUUAGAAAUAUGUAAAUAGUAAAGUGACUUUUAACCUAAAAGAUUUGUUAUUUUCUGACAUAUGCAUUAACUGUUUUAUUAAACAAAUGUAUUAAAUAAUUGAAACAAACUGUAUCUAAGGGUUUUGAUUUUAAAAACAAAAAAUACGCUGCACUUAAAGUCAUGUCAAAAUUUAAUUUGGCAAAUGGAAAAAGAUAAAAUAAAAUGUUUUAUGAAACGAGAAGAAAUUGCAGCUAGUGGUAGGGACGUGUUCAAAUUACCAAAUAGUGUAAGAGAAAUAUUAACGAGGGACAUAAACUACUGCAGGCAACGCAUAUUGGAAAGCCAGGAGAAAUUAGAAAAUAUUCAAAUUUUAUUAAAACUGGCUAGGUAUUCGAGUAUUAAGGACUAUUAUGAAAAUAAUAAAGCCAUAUUAGAGGCUAUUAAUAAUGAAUCUUUGCAAGGAUUCACGUCCUUGCAGCACCCAACAAUUGUAGCUGCACAAGCCCAGUUAUUGAAAUUAUCAAAUAAAAGAUCGACGAGACAAGGUGCCAAAAAAACAGAUACUGAAAAUUUUAUUAAGACUAGUACAGAUAAAUCAAAAUUUAAACUAGACACUUCAAGAUCAUUUGUUAAAGCCAAAAAUAAAACGACUUCUGUCAUAACAACUUUGGACAAAAGUAAGACUCGAACUGAUUUGACUCGAUAUGACAAUAUCAAACCUCAGCUGGUAUUAAAUCAGGAUCGAUCAUCAAGAUUUUUUUCUAAAUUCACUCUCUUGAUAGGCAAUACAAGUCAAUUUGUUGGCGAUGAUAACUCUGACAAUUGCACUCACAAUUGGUGUGUCUACGUCAGGAGACCAGAGGAUCAGCCGAGUGUUGGUGAAAUAUUGCAAAAAGUUCGAUUUCACUUAGAUGCAUCUUACAAACCAAAUGAUGUUGUGGAAGUAGUUGGUGAACCAUUUUCAUUAUACAAAAGAGGCUGGGGAGAAUUUCCAAUAAAUGUUGAAAUGUUCUUCAAAAGUAAUGAAAAACCUAUUUCAUACCUGCAUCACCUAAAACUUGAUAAACUAAAAUCAGGACGAUACUGUCUGGAAACAGAAGCUGCCGUGGAAGUUAUUUUAAAUUUAGAUCCAAACCAUUUGGACAAAACAUCCAAAAAAGUAGUACCUGAAUUUACAUUUAAACUGAUGGAGGAAAGCAUAGAUGAUGUUGCAGCUACGAAUAUUAAAAAUGUCAUUCAGCAAAAUUACUCAUCUCUAGAUACUUCGGUAAAAACAGAAGAUGAUGAAAUUAUUGAUUCUAAAGACUUUUUUGAAGAAGAGCCUCAAUUAUGUGAUAUCAAACAAUAUGAAUCAGAUCAAUUUAUUAUUUCCUAA
Messenger RNA from Ctenocephalides felis (cat flea), 1370 nucleotides. It is a transcript of the gene D12, whose product is annotated as YEATS domain-containing protein 2. The transcript is spliced from 4 exons. Gene Ontology annotation, cellular component: NuA4 histone acetyltransferase complex. NCBI's taxonomy places the organism in Eukaryota, Metazoa, Arthropoda, Insecta, Siphonaptera, Pulicidae. Gene Ontology annotation, molecular function: histone binding. Gene Ontology annotation, biological process: chromatin remodeling; regulation of transcription by RNA polymerase II. The coding region runs from base 198 to 1370 and encodes 390 amino acids. The record is from RefSeq and is a predicted model, not a curated record.